This is a messenger RNA of Andrographis paniculata, 1293 nucleotides long. RefSeq names its product OVARIAN TUMOR DOMAIN-containing deubiquitinating enzyme 5. The transcript is spliced from 3 exons. Gene Ontology annotation, biological process: protein deubiquitination. Gene Ontology annotation, molecular function: cysteine-type deubiquitinase activity. The record is from RefSeq and is a predicted model, not a curated record. Lineage: Eukaryota; Viridiplantae; Streptophyta; Magnoliopsida; Lamiales; Acanthaceae. The coding region runs from base 152 to 1135 and encodes 327 amino acids.
ACUAAACGCACCGAUCGUAGUAAUUCCAAAUUGCUCAUCGUUAGAAAGCGUGUUUUCGACGUGAACCAUAGGAAGGGAAGGGCUUUCUUGCUUCCUACUCUCUCCAUCCAAUCCGCCGCUCUCCCAUCUCCGCCUCGCCCGCCAGGAAUAAAUGGAAGAUAAUCCUCAAGUAGAUGAUAUAUCGACCGAGGUUGCUUCUGAAAAUGCAUCUAAGCAGAAGCAAGAAACCCUUGAAGAGAUGCUUUCUAGACACCGGAAGGAGACCAACGAUUUGCAGAACAAGGAAAUGGCUAUGAAAAAGGCAGCUGCUAAAGGAAGCAAGGCCGAGCAGAAGGCUAAAAAGAAGCAAGUUGAAGAAGAGAUAACCCGACUUUCAGCAAAACUUAAAGAAAAGCAAGCCGAGGAACUGGCUUCGAUGGGUUACGCUGGAACUGCCAAUAAAGAGAAAGGAAGUCUCGAUAAUCUGGUGAAAGCCAUUGCCGGCGUUUCAGUCACAAACAAUACAGAGCAGCCGAAACCUAGUAAGGGCGUGAAAAGGCGCGAGAAACGAGCCCAACAGGAAGCAGCCAGGGAGCAAAGAAUACAAGAAGAGCAGAGCCAGAUUGUAAGCAAUCGAUCAAUAGAAGAUCAAAAGUUGGAACAAAAACUCAAGCCUCUCGGAUACACUAUCAACGAGAUCAAGCCAGACGGACACUGUCUAUAUCGAGCUGUGGAGGAUCAGUUGGCCCUACACUCGGGAGGCUCUUCUCCAUACAGUUACCAAGAGCUUCGGCAAAUGGUCGCUGCUUACAUGCGGAAAAACACAACAGAUUUUCUACCCUUCUUCCUAUCUGAGAAUGUGGUCGACGAACAAUCAGAGGCCACUCUUGCCGAAAGGUUUGAAAACUACUGCAGGGAAAUCGAGUCGACAGCAGCGUGGGGCGGACAGCUGGAACUCGGUGCCCUAACCCAUUGUCUGAAGAAACACAUCAUGGUAUUCUCGGGAUCCUUCCCCGACGUAGAGAUGGGAAAAGAAUACAAAUCUGGCGAUGCACAGUUAUCAUUAUCAAGCAUCACACUGUCGUAUCACCGGCACGCUUUUGGGCUCGGCGAGCACUAUAAUUCUGUCAUCCCGGUCAAGUUCAAUAGCGAAUAGGGAAGAGGUAUUUGUUCCUAUGAUCCUUAAAACCAAUUUUGAGAGGAUAAUCUGGUUGCCAUUCUGAUUCCAUGACUAAAAAGUUGGGAUUUUUUAAAGUUGUCAAUGAUCAGGUAACCUCAGUUGAAACUAUUUCAAUAUUUGAAAGGUACACAGUA